AUGUCCGAGACUCGACCCAGGUUCAUCAAUCCCUCAAAUCACCUCCAGAUCGUGAUCCUCAGCCACUUGAAGAAGGUUCUCUCUGAAGACACCCAGAUUUGGACGUUCUUAAUCCCUCGCUUCCUGAAACAAAAGAAUCCAAGGGUAACAUUGAUGUUUAUCCGAGGGUCCAUUGGGUUAGGUCUUAAGGGCUACCGGAAAAGACAGGCGGUAUUGACAGUAUCAGGAGGCGGUUCCCGGCUGACGGCAGGUGGUCCGGCGUCUCCCGAGAAACGACGCUCUUCGAACUCCGUCAACGACCUCCUCGACGACGACGACAAGCUUCUAGAUGUCGUGGGACCGGACACGCCCCACCCUGGCCACCAUCAACGCGAACGCGAGCACUCUCGGGACAGGGACGACAGGACCAGUGAAAGAGAAGGCAGCGAGUCCUCGGGCUCCGAGAGCGGGGGUGGGCCAGGUCCAACGAGUUCGGAGGGGCCAAGACCCGAGGUGUCGGUGGGCCUGCCGCUUCAUCCGCCUCUGCUACCAUACCUCUAUCCGCCAGUACCCGGUCUGUAUCCCGGUCCAGGUCCCCUAAUACCCCCCAGUCACCUGGGUAUCCACGGCGGAGUGUCGCCAGGCAUGUUGUUCAACGCGCAGCUGGCCCUGGCCGCGUCUCAGCACCCGGCAUUAUUCGCGCACUACCAUCACCCACUGGCCAGUCCGUUGCAUCAGCUGAAGGGACAUCGAUACGCGCCGUACACCUUGCCAGCGCCAUCUCACGGCUCGGCGUUCGAGACCGUCACCCCUGGCAGCAGGACCCUUAGUCCCAGGUCACCACCGCCCAGGCCCCCAACCGGCUCACCAACGCCAGCGGCGGGCCUGACGUCCAGCAGCAGCUCCGCGGGCGAGCUCAAGUCCAUCGAGAACAUGGUGAACGGGCUCCAGGAGAAGAGGAGACGCAGUCCCAGUUUGACGCCAGGGCACAGGGGCGACGCGGACGCUGGAGGGGGGAGUCCGUGACAGGAGAACGAGCCCGUGACCAGCACGAACGGCGACCCAGAAGACAAGCAGUUGGCUGAAUCCUGUGACCCUGAGGAACUCUACGGCGACGAGAGGGAGCCGGACUCGACCUCCGAGCUGUCGUAGCAGGGAAGAGGGUCGAUGGUUCGACCCGGGACCCUCUGUGCCCCAUUCUGGGACGCUUCACGGCGCCCUGGGCCCCUCUGCGUCCCUCUGGGGGACAGGCGGCGACCUGGACGAGGGACGCUCGAGACUACGAAGUGCAAUUUUACCCCGCGGACUGGGGACGCGUUCUCCAUCGGUUUCUGGGACUCGGCGCUGGGCCUGGUUCCCUGUGAGUGUAUAUAAAAUGGCCGGGGGUGGAUCGCGCGGGGCCCGGGGUCCACGGACGCUGCAUGGAUUGCGAGAGUUGGUGGUGUAUAUUACUCCGGGGCACGGAAGGGCGGGACGAGCGUGGCUGGGGGAAGAGGGGAGUCAGUGGUGGGCAGGAAGUUACCCGUUCGAAUCACUUGGGUCACCUAGCGAUACAGGAUUCGUUAAUAAUGACGACGAUCUCGUGUCAUUCGCCUCGAAGACUAUCGGAUGUCUCGUCUGUCUUGGGAGUCUUGGAUGUCUCUUAACAUUUCGCUACUUUUUCGGUUCUUUCGUUACGUUCGUCUACGUUCCUGUCGCUUCCUGGCUCCCAAUGCCAGAGACUCGUCCAAUUCUGUUCGUAUAGUUGACCGAGAAAUUGUCGGAUAACACUCGAAGUGUUUCGAAUUUUCAAAUUAUUGAGGAGCUUGCGAGAGUGGGGGUGAAGUGUCCCACGCUAGUGACAACGGCACGGCUGCGUUCUGCCCGCGUGCGUUUUAGGUGUAAGAGAGGGAGACGUUGCAAUACAAGAGCACCUCCUAACUAUUUGCAGCCCCUGUACAUAUGUACCCUAGUGAUAUUAUAUUAUAUUAUAUUAUAUAUAUAUAUUAUAUAUAUAUAAAUAACUACUCUCUGUAUUAAUUAUUGAAUAUAAUAUUAUAUUAAUUAUUAGAGAGACGUAAACGACGCAUAAACGCACGUUGCCUGAUCACGCCACGACGCCCUCGAUAAACGAGAAUAAGGCGAGGAAACGACAAAAAUAACCUCGACAGACGGCAAACUCAGUCCGAUUCGGUCCACCGACCCGCCUUUCGGUUUCGAAAUCACACCGUCGCGCGUUUUAUAGGUUAACAAAGCAGGGAGUUGAGCGUCGUUCUUCGGUCCUGUGCCUGCGCGGAUGGCGCCACCGUCACCGACGCCGUUUCUCAGCAGGCUCCCAUGGACCAGACAUCUCGAACGAUCUCUCUCGUGGUGUUCAUCGACACCAGAGCUGGAUGCAACGACCGUCUCAGCGCCAGAGAAGUUAUAUAGAUAGAGUAGGCAAGCCAGGCGCAAAAGUGUAACCGCGAACCUAGGAGAAGUGUCAGCGUCAGCUGUUAAAUGCUCCUUAAGUCCUAUGACUCCCCUCGCCAAGCAGUGCUGUCUUAAUGUAUGGACUCGCUGGUCACUUGCCCCAUAAAUUAAGGGGCUCCAUGCUAAUGCGUGCAACGGUGAACACAUUUAUGGUAGCAUUGAUCACUGAAAUUUAUCACUGCCUGUCUUGGCAGCCGUUAGAUACUUUUUUUUUUAAAUCUACGAUAUCUGAACGAAAUAAAUUUAAAUAGAACCACAGAUACUCUCGCGAUUUGUUCUCUUUUUCUUCACGUUUUGCAUUUCCACUACAGGAGCUCUGCUCUAUCUAUAUCUCUUUGCUCGGUGCGCAAAAGACGCGCAAACUAGUGGCGCCUCGAGAAGACGCGGUGGCGCCACCGGUCCGGGCGCCAAGAUGGCCGCGGCGCUCAGCUCUUGUCUCUCGACGUUGUCGCUUCGGAAUAUCAACACCGUACAUCCCGAUCCGGCGCCCCUCGGUACUGUAUUUGUAUAAAAGUUAGCGAUCGAUGUAGAUAAUUGCAGAAAACGCAGAUGGAACGACGAAUAGUCGACUUUUUCGGAAACGUAGAGGUUAAGUUUUAAGAAAUCGGAGAUUCGUGACUCCGUCGUUCUUCAAAGUCGAGGGUGCUUGACCCUGCGUCACAGCUGGACCCAUCAGUCCCAUUUGUCCUCGUGAAUAACCCUUCGAACAUUGAAUACUUUGAACUCUGCUGAUAGUUCUGAAAGCCCGAACGGAAUUACAGUUAUAGAAAAAUUCAUUUGGUCGAUGAUAGCCAUAAGUGACGCUUGUGAAUAAGGGUUGGAGUGCGACUUGCGUUCGUAGAGCUUGUUCUCAGCUGUGCUUGAAAUUCUGGCCACGUUCGAAGGCUGUUCUUCGGUUAACUUUUCCCCCCUGCUAAUCGAUACUGAUUUGUUUUAAUGAAUUUCAUUUUUAAUAUUUUAUUUUAUCGUCGAAUUGUUGCAAUGAGACAAAUCGUAGAAUCCGCUAUGCAAGUUUAUCGUUUAUUGUACAAAUUGUAACUACGUCUGUCCAGUUCUGUUGUAGUUAUUAGUGUCACUUUCAGCUGUAAACUUUCGUUAACAUUGAAUUUUUUUUUUUAUAUUCUCCUUGUGUAAAUGUUAGAUCACCGUGUUUUGUAAUAUUUUCUAUGCAAUGUUGUUCUGAUUGUACAAACUACGAAAUUGUAAUGCCUUGAUGGUUCUAAUGUGUCAACACGAUUAUUAUUAAACAAAUUCCUUUUUUAUUCGUGAUACCUUCGGUACUGUCAUUUUUAUUGUAUAAAAAUGUGAAUAUACAUAACUCUAUCUGUUCCUACUAUUUUUUUUUUUUUUAAAUAAUUGAUGCUACUCUGCCAGUUGCAAAUUGUCAUUAUAAUGAUUUUUUAAACUAUUUUUUCCUAUUUAAAAUUUUAAAUAAAUACGAUGUCUGUUAAACAUGCCUCGGUAUUAUUUGUUUUAUUUUUCGUUCUCCUCAUUCUCUCAUCCAUUAUUCUCUCGGCUCUACGGACUCGAAUAGCACUUGAAAAAUGAUCUAGUUAUCAAACGCGAAGUUAAAUAAAAUCAAAAGUCGAAGGGUCAAAAGCGUUAAAAUCGUCAGAUUUGAACUGUUGCUUUCUCCUUUCGAGAAAGGGACUCGGUCAAUUCGAAUCAACUGCUGUAAAUGAUUGAAAUCAUGUCGCGAUCAUGUCACAAAAACUCAAAACGGUUUCUAACUGAGAUGGGCAGACAUUCGUUAAAAUAAUAGAUCACGAAUACAAAUUUUAUUUGAUCAAACAUAAAGUAUAAUUUCAUUCCACGAGUCAUAUAUUAAUUUUUAUGCACCGAGUAACGUGUAAAAGGUUGCUCAUAGUUUAUUCCUUGUUCGAAUUUUGUAUCAAGAUAAGAACUCUGUCCAUCUCGCCCGAAAUUAGUGAUCGUUCGAGGAAAACCGCGGGGGUUCCCGACGAGACGCAUCCACCUCCAUCGAUUCGAGCGAAAACGACGCCGCGCGGACGAUUUUAUAA
This is a messenger RNA of Hylaeus anthracinus, 4451 nucleotides long. RefSeq names its product optomotor-blind protein-like. The transcript is spliced from 2 exons. The record is from RefSeq and is a predicted model, not a curated record. The coding region runs from base 1 to 1005 and encodes 334 amino acids. Lineage: Eukaryota; Metazoa; Arthropoda; Insecta; Hymenoptera; Colletidae.